Messenger RNA from Closterium sp. NIES-67, 1433 nucleotides. The record is from the annotation of a GenBank genome assembly. Lineage: Eukaryota; Viridiplantae; Streptophyta; Zygnematophyceae; Desmidiales; Closteriaceae.
UCUCCUCGAUUUCUUCAUUUCCGUUCCGAGUGGGUCAUGAUUCCGUCGCGUGGACUACACGGUUCUUCCUGAACUGCUGCAGGCGCUCCUCCUAUCCUCGCGGUUUCUUGAAUCCUCCUUUAGUGGGCCAUUCCGUGCUGUGAGCUUCAAGCGUUGUGCAGUGCAAGGAAUCCGUGGUCGCAUUGCACACUCCUCCAGAUCUUUCGAGAGAGAUUCCGGUUUCAGCUGCACCCACGCUUGUCUAUCCGAAUGUCAUCGUUGAAAUCCCUGACUGUUUCUCAGUAUCCGUCAGCCAUUCUCGCCGAUCGCGGAUCUUCUUCGUUGUGCUCACCCAACCGACUGUCAUCAGGUUUCCUUCCUCUUCCUAAAUCGUACUCGCUGAAAUCGACCUCACAGAUAACAACACAGAUAUCCCCGCCAGCGCUCGACUUCCAGAUUCACCCACGAUCACCGCGCGUUAACCGGCGAUCGGCAGUCGUCAUGGCAGCGCCGGGUGCCUCUAACGGGAGUGACAUCUUCAAGCGAAGCAUCAACCUCAUGAUCGUUUCCGACCUCGACAACACCAUGGUGGAUCACAAGGACCCCAACCACGAGUCUCUCCGCGAGUUCGCCUCUCUCUGGCAGUCCUCGUUCUCCCGUGACUCGCUGCUCGUCUACUCCACUGGCCGUUCUCCCACCCUCUACGCCCAGCUCAAAGGCCAAGUGCCGCUGCUUACGCCAGACAUUGUGAUCAUGUCGGUGGGCACAGAGAUAACCUAUGGCGCCUCCAUGCAGCCGGAUAAAGGGUGGGAGGAGUACCUGGACGACGGGUGGGACAGGAGUGCUGUAGUGGAAGAAGCCAAGCACUUCCCACAGCUUCGGUUCCAGCUUCGGUCCCAGGCGGAGUCCGAGCAGCGCCCGCACAAGGUCAGCUUUCACCUGGAGAAGGACAAGGCGGGCAAUGUGGUGGAGGAGCUCAGGAGCAAGCUGCAGCAGCGAGGGCUGAAGGCGAAGGUGAUCUACAGCGGGGGCUACGACCUGGAUAUCCUUCCUGAGCGCGCGGGCAAGGGGCAGGCCAUGGCGUACCUGCUGCGGCAGUUUAAGGAGCAAAGUGGCAGCCCACCAAAGCAUACGCUGGCGUGUGGUGACUCGGGCAACGACGCUGAGCUGUUUGAAGUGGAUGGGGCGUACGGCGUGAUUGUAUCCAACGCAAUGGAGGAACUAGUGGAGUGGCACAGGGCGCAUCACAGCACGGACCAUGUGUUCCGGGCCACCAAGCGGUGCGCCGGAGGCAUCAUUGAGGCUAUCAACCACUUCAAGUUUGGGCCACAGUAGCGAAAUUACAGAAGCUACAGAAGCUGGCAGAACCUGGAGCCAGAGUCUCGUUUUCAAGAAUCUACUAUACAAUAAAGUUCAAGAAGUUGGCCUCCAUCGUUUCUGGUAGCUUGUGUUUU